GCUCCGCCGCUCUCCACACCACGGCAACAAGACCGGAGCCGAGCAGGGCAGGGGUGGGGGGCACAGGCAGACCGAGAGACACCCAGUGUACAGCGGGAGACGGCCUCUGUACUCUGGGAGGUGCAGUAAAUGGGAUUAAACCGCUCAGACAGCGCUCGGAAACACUGGCAGCAGCAGCGGCAGCAGUAGUAGUAGUAGUAGUGGAGAGUAGGGGGAGCUCCGCGCCGAGCUUCACCGCAUGUGCUCGUUCGUGUGCGCCUGGAAAACUUGCGCCGCUCGCUUCGAGGAGAGACAAAAGAAAGAAAAAAAAACAAACAGAACAGGAAAACUAACGAUACCUGCAGCCACUCAUAAAACCCUGGUUCUGCUUUGACCUCCGGGACUCGCAGUAGCAGCAACCCAAACCGACCUCUCCCUCCCCUCUCACAUGCCUGCGUUGAUGUGGGAGAGAGGGAGGGGAGCGGAGCCGGGGGAUGUUUGAAUCACCUCGGUAAACUUGCAGAAAUACUACAAGAGAGAUACAAGAAGUUGCGUUUGUCUGAGUGGGAACUGAAGGAGACAGCGGGUGUCAUGGACAGCCAAGCGGGCGAGCACCACAGCUGCGAGGACGUGCGGAAGAGCGGCUACCUCCGCAAGCAGAAGUCCAUGCACCGGCGGUACUUCGUGCUCCGCUCCGCCUCGGAGCGCGGCCCGGCCCGCCUGGAGUACUACGAGAGCGAGAAGAAAUUCCGCGGCAAGGCCCCCGUCCCGAAGAAAGCGGUGGCGCUGGAGACCUGCUUCAACAUCAACAAGCGGGCCGACUCCAAGAACAAGCACAUGAUCGUGCUCUACACCCGGGCCGAGAGUUUCGCCAUCGCCGCGGAGAACGAGGCGGACCAGGACGAGUGGUACCAGGCCAUGGUGGACCUGCAGUGUAAAAGUAAGAACCCCACCGACAGCGGGGCUGCGGGGGACUAUGGCGUGCCGAAUCCUGGGCCCGCAUUCAAAGAGGUGUGGCAGGUGAAGGUGUGGCCCAAAGGCCUGGGUCAGGCCAAGAACUUGGUGGGCAUCUACCGCCUUUGCCUGACUGACAAGACAGUCAACUUUGUCAAGCUCAACUCUGAUGCCGCUGCUGUGGUGCUGCAGCUGAUGAACGUCCGACGCUGUGGCCAUUCAGAAAACUUCUUCUUCGUGGAGGUGGGACGUUCUGCUGUGACAGGCCCGGGCGAGUUCUGGAUGCAGGUGGAUGAUUCGGUUGUGGCCCAGAACAUGCAUGAAACCUUGCUGGAGGCCAUGAAGGCGCUCAGCGAGGAGUUCCGCCAACGCAGCAAAUCUCAGUCGAACUCCGGCCCUGGAGGAGGUGCUACUGCUUCAAACCCCAUCAGUGUUCCCUCACGCCGCCACCACCCAAACCCUCCUCCCAGCCAGGUGGGCUUCACCCGCCGGCCUCGAACUGAGCCUCCUGGAGGUGCUAACAGUGGAGCAGGCGGCAGCAGUGCCAAUGCCUCUCCCACCCCACGACAUAGCUUCCCACGGUCUCGCACUGCCAGUGAUGGGGGGAAAGGUGAGGAUGGAAUAGCGGGGACCACAUCGCUUCAAGGGCCAUGCUCCAGUCCCUCUGCCAAUGGAUCCUGCUCCACCACCCCUAUCCUCAGGUCAAAGUCAGUCCGUUCAGCCCCCACCACAGCUGCUAAAACUCCUCUCGGCUUGAUGCGCUCCAUCUCCACCCCUGCGCCCUCCCCAGCCCCAAGCCUCUCGUCUAGCUCUGGGCAUGGCUCAGAGUUUGGAGGUGUAACAUCUUCUGCUGGUGUUGGUCCCGGGUCUGGUACCUACAGUCGUGUCCCCUCCCAUCGCACCUCUGUCUCAGGCUCCCCCAGUGACUACGGCUCCUCAGACGAAUAUGGCUCUAGUCCUGGGGAUCACACGCUCCUUCCCUCCCCGAGCCUCCCUGGAAGCUCUGUUGGUAGCGCUGGCAGCCAGUCCCUUGGCGAGGAGGGAGCCAACUACAUCCUGAUGGGCCAGCGUAGUGGAGGUGGCGGUGGUGGCAGCAGUAAUCAAGGUAGUUUGACGUCCAGUUCCCUGCCAACACCAGGAACACCAGCCUGUGGCUCCCAGCCCCAGACCAGGAGGGUGCUGCGUCGCUCCUCCAGCCGUGAAUGUGAAGCUGAACGUAGGCUGCUGAGCAAGCGGGCUUCCUUACCUCCUAUGACCUUGGAGAGGCUGGCCCCACGUCAGCGCAGAGCUGAGGAACCAGCAGAUGAAGAUUCAGCCGAUUAUGCCAUCAUGUCGAGGAGCACCAGCCGUGAGUCCUUUACGUCCACCUCCUCUUCCACACAGAGGGAAUCUGUCAUGGGUGCUGGGUCAGCAGGGGGAGGAGGAGGAUACUUGGAUGUGGCAGGGGAGUUCAAAAGUGAAGGAAGUGGAGGAGCAGGUGGCAGUGUAGAUUUAGGUGUGGACAACGGCUACAUGUCUAUGCUGCCUGGUGUCACUCAGCCUCCAGCAUCCCUGUCCCAGUCACUGGCUGUCUCUGUCCCAGAUUCAGAUUCUAAACCUGCUGAUGAUUACAUGGCCAUGACCCCUAACAACAGCGUGUCCCCUCCGCAACAGAUCCGGCCUCCACCAACUUCUGAUGGCUAUAUGAUAAUGUCCCCCAACAGCAGCUGCUCCCCCGACCAGCGUGGAGGUCUCUCUGGAGGGGUUUGGGUGGGCAGUGGCAGUGCAGACAGCAGGGCGGGCAGUGACUAUAUGAACAUGUCUCCAAUCAGUGCUCGCUCUGUAAAUGGCAGCCCCCCACCUCCUGAACACACCAGUCAUCUGGAGGCUAGUUCUCAGCAACAAGCCCCCAAGAUGGUGUAUUCUUACUAUUCCCUUCCCCGGUCGUACAAACAUAACCCUUCUGCCGGACACUUUGACGAUGGGCCUGGACGAGGCAGAAGGGCCAAUGGAAGUUGUAGUAGGGGAAUGGGUGGAGGUAGGACUAUGGGAGGGCGUCAGGAGCAACCGGCAGCAGGCAGCUCGGUGGUUGGACGCCACCUGUCUCUCUCCUCCUCCUCAUACUCCUCCAGCUCAGCCAGCAGCGAGAGCCUUGGGGAGAGCGAGGACCGAACUACGCAGACAGCGUGCACCAUGGCUGGGGGAGCUCAGUCCAAAGACGGGAGUAAGCUCCAGCAGAAACGGGCCUCUGGUGGUUUGUCCAAGCAGGGUAGCCAUACUAGAAGCAGGCCAGUGAGCCUGUUUGUUGAUGUAUCCAAGGCUAAUACCCUUCCUAGAGUUCGUGAAAACCCCCUGCCCCCAGAACCUAAGAGCCCUGGGGAGUAUGUUAGCAUUGAGUUUAAGGGGGAGAAAUGCAGCCAGACUGGGGUUGGAGGAGGACGUGGCAGAGGUCUUAGGCAUGGCUUAUCGCUCCCUCAUUGCUCAAGCAGCCAGCAUCCUCCACACAGGCCAACUUCUUGCUUAGGUAACUUCGUCCCCCUCUCCCGUAGCCCCUCUGCCCCCAUCACUCCCCCAGCUGCUUCGGAGUAUGUCAACAUGGACCUGGGCCCUUCUCCGUCCCCCUCACCCCUCUCCCUCACCCCGCUAGUUUUCCCACCUUUCCACACACCUCCGACACCUCCAACUCUUGCUCAUGCCCCCAAAGCCUGUGAUGAGGGUACUACUGGACCUCGUGAGGAGGGGGCCGAAGUGGCAGAGGCCCCGCUUAGGAAAAGCAGAGAAAGUGUUCCAUCAGCCACUGAGUCUGAGUCUCCUACAUCCUGUGAAGACUACACAGAGAUGGCCUUCAGCUUGAAUAGCAACACCGUCCCUAGGUCAUCAUCCAGCGUCUCCCCCAAAGCUCCUUCCCCCACCAGGACUGAUCCUUCUGUUCCAGUACUGUCACUGGGUCUAGACUUCCCCCUGGCCAAACCAGGACUCAACCCAGAUCAUGGCGCUAAAGUAAUCCGGGCCGACCCGCAAGGACGCAGACGCCAUUGCUCGGAAACCUUCCUCGCCUCGCCUUCCCUCCCCACCUCUACCUCUACUUCCUCUUCCUCAACUGCCUCCCUUUUUCCAGAACACGCCCAAGCUGUGGCCCGCCGGCUGGGCUUUGAAAGCAUGCUGUGGGGGAAUGGUGCAGUGUCUGAUACCCCCAAUCAGUGCCCCCUCCCCGGACAGCAGUCUCUUCCCACAAACACUCAGACUUCGUCCACAGAGCAAGGUCUUAACUACAUUGACUUGGACUUGGUCAACAAAGAGAGCCCCCAUUUGGGCCUGGAUGGACCCUCAGGUAGCCAGACCCCUUCUCGUCUCUUCUCUGUACUGGGUGGAGGUUCUGGGAUUGGGGGAGUGGGCACAGCAGUUGGCAGCAGCAGCAGCUCCAGCCUCAACACGUACGCCAGCAUCGACUUCUACAAAUCAGAGGAGCUGCGGACACAUCAGAAUGGAAACAAGGAGGGAACAGAGUGCUGAUGUCAGUGCAUCGUCCUUGGGGAAACAAUCUGGUACCACUCACAGCGCUUCGAAGCCCGGCCUGUUCCUUUUGUGACAACCAACCACAUCGAGAGAGCAGCUGAAUCGGACACGCCCCUGAAGCACUUUGACGGAGACUGAUGGAAAAAUGGUUCUUUUUUCUUUUUUUUCCUUCGCUUUCAUCUUGUUGGUUGUGGAAAUCAACGGGGAUGUGUGCCAAAUGACAUUCUUGAAAAGAUAUUUGCUGCUCUCAUUCCUUGAGUGAAAGCCAGAGAAGGGUACAAAAUAAUGGAGAAUGUUUUUUUUUUUUCAAGUGAAAAACUCAAAUCAUAAAGAAUACAAUGAUGGCUGACAAUUACGUGUAUGAAAAAGAAAAUAUUUAGAGCUAUAUAUCUGCUCAAAAAGUGCCUCAUUUUCAGACUGUAGCUGUUUUACGAAGAACCUUCAGAUUAGUUUCGGCUAACUGAAGCUUCUUUUUUUCGUGCUUAAUUUGAUGUAGUUUCAAAAACAAAAUGCAGCAGGAGAUAUCGAUAAAAGUGGGUAGCACUGGUGUGAGCUUUUGCCGCGUUCAUGUCAUAUAGGAUGGAUGGUAGAGAUUGGACAGAUUCCUGUGUUUAAGACUCACAAGUGAAGGUUCUAUGAUUACAGACUUGGCCAUGUUAAAAUACUUUGUCUUUGCAAGGUCAAUAUAACACUAUAUCCAUUAAAUUUGGGUUUAUUUACCUGGAAUGAAGGACUUCGGCUGAUGUGAAACAUCUGUUUUAAUGGAUUACAGGCACUUCUCUAUAAUCGAGCGCCAAGUUAUUUAUAAAAAUCUAAGUUUCACCAUUUGUAAUUAUGAUUUACAGCUUGAUAUUGUAAGAAAUGAUAAAUCUGUUAUGACAUGAACGCGGUACUUUUGCUAACAUGAAUGACAAUAAUGGUACUAGCAACAACUUGCUGGCCUUCCUGUCUACUGUGAGAAAUAUUAGCAUAGCUGCCGUUAGCUUACUGCUUAUUAUUACGUGCGCUGCUUUUAUCUUGUCAUUCCCCCUUUUCUUUCCCUCCUGACGUUUUAACAGAGCCAUACACCGAAAGUAUUAAACACACAGGCAUGAAACAAAAGGCACUUGCACCAGGGGAUACAGCAGCUCGCUCGCUAGCUAGCUAAAGCCAGCUUGGUCAGAUUAACAUUAGCAUCAUGCCAGGAUGUAAAUUCACCAUCUUGCUGACUGCAGUUAGGGUGAGAUCCUUGAUAUAAAGCCAAGCAAUCGCAUUAGUGCUAUUAGCGCCAAACACUUGUGUCUCACUUAAUCCCCUUCGUCUCAGGAUGCUAAAUAACAUAUGGUACAUACAGCUAAGGAUAGAGGCCCUAUCAAUAGCCAUGCUAAUACUAGCUUUGUAGUGGUCAGCACUCUGAUUUUAGCACCGGAAAGGGGGUCAAUUGUUAUUUCAAUUCUGUCAGUAUGAAAUUUGUUCUCACUUAUUUUAUACACUAAGGUACCAAGCAUUUUAAAAAGAAAGUUUUUACACUUUUUAAUUUUUAAACUGGUUGAAUUGAAAGUGCUUUGACCCUAAAUCCUCAAUUAAGACUCUUUCUUUCUAUGUCCUUCCAUCCCUCUAUGUCUUCUGCUUAGGUCUUACUUUAAUCUCCGCUAUGCAUCUGAACUUAAGUGCCUGUCUGUCCUGUUUGCCUGUUUGUUUCUCUGCCCCGCCUUAGCAGCUAGCACUAAUAGGGCUGUCCUCGCAGAAUAUAUCAAGUCUAUUUUUGUCUCUAUUUUUGUCUCUUUGGGCUGUACAGUUCUCAUUAAAUUACUUGUUCAUGUUUGUUUGGUGUGACAAUGAUCUAUUAGAUGACUUGACUGACAGCCAUGGCCCUAAUCGGAGGAGUUUUGGACUGUUGGACUGUUCCGCUUUGUCUGUAAUGGAGGACUUAAUCUUUGCAGGGCCAUCAGUGCCAAAUCAUGAAAAAAAAAAGAAAAAAAAAAAGACUAAGUUGUUCUU
This is a messenger RNA of Toxotes jaculatrix (banded archerfish), 6408 nucleotides long. RefSeq names its product insulin receptor substrate 1-B. Gene Ontology annotation, molecular function: phosphatidylinositol 3-kinase binding; insulin receptor binding. Gene Ontology annotation, biological process: insulin receptor signaling pathway. Lineage: Eukaryota; Metazoa; Chordata; Actinopteri; Toxotidae. Gene Ontology annotation, cellular component: cytosol; plasma membrane. The record is from RefSeq and is a predicted model, not a curated record. The coding region runs from base 571 to 4425 and encodes 1284 amino acids. The transcript has 4 exons.